GGUUUUGGGGCAUCGUCGUCUCGUCGUCAUCUUCUAGAGUCUUCCACAGAACUCCGAACCCUCGAGACCUCUCCUUUCCUCUUUCAGUGCUCGCAGUCGGCUUCUUCUUUAACCCCAUCUCUCUCCUCUCCUCUCCUCUCCUCAUCUGCUGCCUCCAUUGAUUCUGCAGAUCAAGCUUUGCAGCUUUCCGUGAUUGAUUGAUACUUGGCUCUCUCGCAUUGUUCUUCUCUGAUGGCGAAGUACGGGGAGGGAGAUACGCGUUGGAUCGUGGAGGAGCGAGCCGACGGCGCCAACGUCCACAACUGGCACUGGGCCGAGACCGACUGCCUCGAGUGGUCACGCAACGUCCUCUCCAAGCUCCUCUCCGACCUCACCCUCCUCGACGGCGAGGGCAACCUCUUCAUCAAGACCAAGAAGGUCGACAAGGUCGAUGGCGAGGCUUAUGUCAACAUCAGGAAGGGGAAGAUCAUUCCCGGCUACGAAAUCAGCGUCUCCAUAUCCUGGGAGGGCGAGGACAGGGACUCCGACGGGAAGUCCCUGUUGAAGGUCGACGGCACCGUCGAGAUCCCGUACAUCUCUGACGAGAAUGCGGAUGAGGACCCUGAGCUGAAAGUGACCAUCAAGGACGACGGGCCCGUAGGGCGGAGGCUGAAGGAGGCGAUGCUCAGCAGAGGGAAGCCGGUGAUUCUGGAGAAGGUCCGGGUUUACGUGCAGAGCAUGGCCAAUGGAGGUCCCGCUAAGGACGAUUUGGAGUCGAAGAAGGUGGCCCCAAAGAGCCAGUCUUCUGCUGCCGCCAUCAAGAAGGAGGAGGCGGCGGCGGCUGCUGCUGCGCUGGAGAAGGAGGCGAAGAAGAAGAAGAAGGAGACCAAGCAGGGGUUUAAGACGAUAAGCCUGACUGAGAGGUUUAGCUGCAGAGCAAGGGAUAUGUAUGAGAUCCUGAUGGACGAGAAUAGGUGGAAGGGUUUCACUCAAAGCAAUGCGAAGAUAAGCAAAGAUGUGGGUGGAGAGUUCAGUAUAUUCGAUGGCUCUGUUACAGGGACCAAUGUGGAGUUGCAGGAGGGGAAGUUGAUCGUGCAGAGAUGGCGGUUCGGAAGUUGGCCUGAUGGCAUUCAAUCCACCGUAAUGCUUGUCCUUGAAGAGCCUGAGCCCGGGGUGACCAUAGUUAAGCUAACGCAUACUGAUGUUCCUGAGGAAGACAGAUAUGGGAAUGCUACUGUGGUGGAGAACACAGAAAGAGGGUGGCGCGAUCUGAUCUUCAACAAGAUACGGGCUGUUUUUGGUUUUGGAAUAUGAUUUGAAUCUGUGCUCUCUCUGAUUAGGUCUAGAAUUGUUUGCCCAGUUUGCAGUCUCUCUCAAGAAGAGAGAUAUGAUGGGAUUAUAUGAGCUAAUAUUAAAACUUGUCUGUGCUUUUGAGUCUUGAUGUGCUGGACGAUUUUACUUAUGUUUCUUGUGCAAACAAGAUUCUUCUCUCAAUUUAUCCAAUAACCCAGUGUCCAAUUUUGCUCUCGAA
Molecule: messenger RNA, 1510 nt
Organism: Punica granatum (pomegranate)
Lineage: Eukaryota; Viridiplantae; Streptophyta; Magnoliopsida; Myrtales; Lythraceae
Source: RefSeq, a predicted model, not a curated record